AUGCAAUCAAGUUGUAGGGUCUUUUGGGCUGCUGCCCAUGCCUCAAGACCUUCAUGCACAUCUUUAUCUCGCCACGUGCAUUCCAGUGCUCGGAAUGCCCUGAUCUACCCGUCCAGCCAGUCGCUUCCUUCCACGAUCCCCAGUGCUUUUGGUGCUGCCCAAGAUGUUCACGUCCAGAAAAGGCGUAGAUACUCUUUGCAUCAAGGCGCACCCGCGCCUACGUCCCCGACCGACCAGGCCAAACAAGACACGCAGGGGCCAAGAGAGACCGAAUCUCUCUUCUACAACAAGGAAGAUGUUCAACCUAUAAGAUACAAGAAGCAACAUUCCAAAUCACAAAAGUCAGAAUGGAAUGGAGAAAAAGAUUCGAACGUAACUUCGCUGAAGAACAGCGUCUUUAAAGACGAUCUCGCUUUGGGGAGGCCAUCAAAGAGUGACAAGCCGGCAAAGGGUGCAGCUGGUGGGAAAGGAAAGAAGAGACGAUUGGAACUCAAAGAUUUGGCCGUCUCCAAUAAGAAGGAGCCGUGGCAGUUACAAAAGCGAGCGCUGAAGGAGAAGUUCGGCGACAACGGCUGGAAUCCUCGAAAGAAGUUAUCUCCAGACACCAUGGAAGGAAUCCGAGCACUCCACGAACAAGACCCGGACAGAUGGUCUACCCCGGUACUGGCAGAUCACUUCAAAGUCUCUCCUGAAGCCAUUCGCCGCAUCCUCAAAAGCAAAUGGCGACCUUCCGAAAAGGAGCUGGAGAAAAGGAGAGAGCGCUGGGCAAACCGGCAUGAUCGCAUCUGGGAUAAGUUGGCAGAACUGGGAUUGAGGCCCCAACGGACCAAGGAAAAGCCUCUCGAAGACCCAGAUGAAUUCGAAGAGAACUUUAAAGCAAAGGAGAUUUUGGAUAAUGCACGGAAUGCUUGA
Molecule: messenger RNA, 912 nt
Organism: Capronia coronata CBS 617.96
Lineage: Eukaryota; Fungi; Ascomycota; Eurotiomycetes; Chaetothyriales; Herpotrichiellaceae
Exons: 1
Coding region: 1-912 (303 amino acids)
Cellular component (GO): nucleus
Source: RefSeq, a predicted model, not a curated record